Messenger RNA from Angiostrongylus costaricensis, 415 nucleotides. The record is from the annotation of a GenBank genome assembly. Lineage: Eukaryota; Metazoa; Nematoda; Chromadorea; Rhabditida; Metastrongylidae.
UAAGUUGCUAAAGAAACGACAUUCGUAAGGAAGUAGAACCAGAUAACAUCAGUGCAUAAAUAUCGAGCAGUCCAUCACCAAGUGUUUCCGGACAAGUCCGUUGGUUUCAAGUCAAGAAGUUGGCGAUGAUGGUCUACCAAAGGACUACAAGUUGAGAACGUUGAAAGCUGGAAGUCGACGUCUUGACACGUUUGUCAACCGAGCCAGUGGAAUGAGUAGCUCGUUAGUUAUUUGUAAACUGUUUUUUAGUUAUUGUCGCAAUCUUAACCUUUUUAUUUACUGCCCAUUCUUUUUAACUAACAAAGUACGCAUCAUUUUUUUUCAGGUUGUUAAUUAUGAUGUGACAGAAACCGGCUAUGACAUUCAAAUAAAGUCAUGGAAGAAGUUUUUUGUUGAGAACUGGAGAGGAUCGUAG